AUGGCCUUCCUGUGGAUCCUCUCGUGCCUCGCCUUCGUCGGUGCCGCCUACGGUUGCGGCUCCCCCGCCAUCUCUCCCGUGAUCACGGGUUACUCUCGCAUCGUCAACGGUGAGGAAGCCGUGCCACACUCCUGGCCCUGGCAGGUGUCUCUGCAGGACUAUACAGGUUUCCACUUUUGCGGUGGCUCCCUGAUCAACGAGAACUGGGUGGUGACGGCCGCCCACUGCAACGUCAGGACUUCCCACCGUGUCGUUCUGGGCGAGCAUGACCGUUCGUCUACCGCUGAGGACAUCCAGGUCAUGAGGGUCGGCAGGGUGUUCAAGCACCCCCGCUACAACGGCUUCACCAUCAACAACGACAUUCUGCUCAUCAAGUUGGCCAGCCCGGCCCAAAUGAACAUGCGCGUAUCACCCGUCUGCGUGGCAGAGUCUGGAGACAACUUCCCUGGAAGCAUGAAGUGCGUCACCACUGGCUGGGGACUGACCCGUCACAACGCCCCCGACACGCCGUCCCUCCUCCAGCAGGCCUCCCUGCCUCUCCUGUCCAAUGAGCAGUGCCGUAGAUUCUGGGGCAACAAGAUCAGCAGCCUGAUGAUCUGUGCUGGAGCCUCUGGAGCUUCAUCCUGCAUGGGUGACUCUGGCGGCCCCCUGGUCUGCCAGAAGGCUGGCGCUUGGACCCUGGUGGGCAUUGUGUCCUGGGGCAGCGGAACCUGCACACCCACCAUGCCCGGUGUCUACGCCCGCGUCACCGAGCUGCGCGCCUGGAUGGACCAGACCAUCGCCGCCAACUAA
This is a messenger RNA of Nerophis lumbriciformis (worm pipefish), 792 nucleotides long. The record is from RefSeq and is a predicted model, not a curated record. Lineage: Eukaryota; Metazoa; Chordata; Actinopteri; Syngnathiformes; Syngnathidae.